GACGCAACGGGGCGCUUUGGUGACUACAAUUUUGGAGGCAGCGGAGAGGAGGAGGAAGAGGAGGGAUCCACUGGGAUCUACCCAGCCUGAGAAGCAGCAUCAGUGAAGCAGGAAGGCCACCUGUGAAGACUGAAGUCAGGGAGGACCGUCCACAUGCCUCCAGCAGCAGGAGAAAAGGAGUGUGACUUGGCCAUGGGCGAGUACCACAUCCGCAGCUAUGAGGACAGAGACCACGAGGCUGCCUGCACCAUGUUCUCCCAAGGCAUCACCGAGCAUGUGUCUGCUGGCUGCCGGCAUCUUCUGAGCUGUCCCCAGACGCAUCUGCUGCUGUUGGGUGUGUUCCUCAUAACCUACACAGUCUCUGCCUCCCUCCUCUUCUCCUUUGGAGCGGUGUCUGCUCUCUUGGCCACAGGCUUGAUUUUCAUGAAGGCUGCCUGGACUGAUUACGUCCGGGAAGCCUUGGAAAAAGACAUGCUGGACAUCCGGAGAACCUACUUGGAACCAAAGGACUGCCACUUCUGGGUGGCGGAGUGUGGGGAGGAAGUGGUGGGGAUUGUUGCUGCCGUCCAUCCAGAAGACCCUUCUCUGCGGGGACAAGCACUGGAGCUGAAGCGCAUGUCAGUCAAGAAGGCGCACCGAGGCCGUGGCAUCUCCAAGGCCCUCACCAGGACUGUCAUCCUCUUUGCCCAGGAGAGGGGGUAUAAGGAGGUUGUGCUGGGCACCUCUAUGGUGCAAUAUGCGGCUCAGCGGUUGUACGAGGGCAUGGGCUUCCGCAGAGUCAAGGAAUUAUACCCAUCCUUUGUGGCGAAGCUGCUGCAGUUUCACGUCUACAUCUAUCGUUAUGAGGUCCCAGGACCUCACUGACCAGCACACUCUUUUUCCAUAAAGCCAGGGAGUGGGUACGGAGAGAAGCUGGUGGCCUGCUUCUUUGGCAUGGGAGCACACUGACCUUUGGCAGCCUUUGUGGAAUACAUAGGAGUCCCCAGGGCCAAACUGCACACACACAUACCCAAAAUGUGUUCCAUGUGGUGGGUGCCACAGCGUUUAAAAUACCAGUGAGGACUUUGAGGGUUGCUGUGAACAACCCCAAGGAUCUUACACAGCAUGACAUGCAAUUCCUACUCUUGGGGGAACUCUAAAAAGUUUAUCAUACCAGCCAUCGUUCUAUCAACUUUCAGCCUCAUUGAUUCUGGUUGGGCUAACCAGGCUGCCCAUUCGCUUCUUCCCCUAUCAUCCUCUCACCCCUCUUUCUUCCCACCAAACCUGGCCUCUUCUCUUUCUUUCCUGACUUGGUAUUCCCCUUCUUGUUUUGUUUUCCAAUGACAGUCUAGUUAUAAAAUGCCCUCCCGUUGGAGGUCCACCUGGAUCCAUAUUGGUGGCACAUAUAAAAACACAGCUUUUCAUUAAAGCCUUUGGGUGGCUAACUAUUCUAAUACAGAAUCAUAGAGUUGGAAGAGUGCCCAAGGCUGUCCAGUCCAACCCUCUGCUAUGCAGGAAUACACAAUCAAAGCACCCCCAAGAGAUGGCCAUCCAGCCUUCUGUUUAAAG
Sceloporus undulatus (fence lizard) is the source of this 1548-nucleotide messenger RNA. It is a transcript of the gene NAT8, whose product is annotated as N-acetyltransferase 8 (putative). The record is from RefSeq and is a predicted model, not a curated record. The coding region runs from base 154 to 864 and encodes 236 amino acids. Lineage: Eukaryota; Metazoa; Chordata; Lepidosauria; Squamata; Phrynosomatidae. Gene Ontology annotation, molecular function: N-acetyltransferase activity. The transcript has 3 exons.